Molecule: messenger RNA, 684 nt
Organism: Trypanosoma theileri
Lineage: Eukaryota; Euglenozoa; Kinetoplastea; Trypanosomatida; Trypanosomatidae
Exons: 1
Coding region: 1-684 (227 amino acids)
Biological process (GO): retrograde vesicle-mediated transport, Golgi to endoplasmic reticulum
Molecular function (GO): SNAP receptor activity
Source: RefSeq, a predicted model, not a curated record
AUGCUCCAUCGUGCUGGCUCGAACAGCAGCAGUGUGGAGGAUGAUGGCCUAUCGCUGGAGUUUAUCACCGCACUCGAAAAGAGAGCGGCUGUUGUGAUCACCGAUCUCAACCGCGCACUGAAAUCACAUCAGGAGAGUCGCAGCCAACGCACACACGGCGCACUCGUUCUCGCCAUCGCCACCGCCCAACGUGUAGCGAAGUUACUCGCAACCGUAAAAGAAAAACAACAACUACAUCUACAUCAAUCACAUGCGGGAUCUUCACUCAGUCCGGUGCCCACGGCUCUAUUCGUGCAGUUGGAGAGUCAUAGGGCGGCUAUUCGUCGUGCCAUUCCACUAGCCGUUGCGGCGGCGGAGACAAGUGGCUCUGACGGGGCUGCAGACACCGCCAAUGCACUCCGCUCACUACUACACACACGAUCGUUAUUAAAUGUUGAACUUCGAAAAGUGCAAGGAGCUUUAGAUGAACUUGCGGGAAGUUCAGAGUCACUGGAGGUACUGCAGACUUCUUUACAAGAUGUAAAUGCAACAGUAGAAAUGGCACAGUUACUAGUACGAAAACUUUUAUCAGUGAAAUCUACAGAUGAUCUUAUACUUCGUGCAUCUCUGGUUCUUUUUAUAGUUGUAGUUGGAUACAUCAUUGCACAGCGUAUAUUUGGAUUUUUUCCAGUAAGAAUUGCUUGA